This is a messenger RNA of Trichophyton verrucosum HKI 0517, 1047 nucleotides long. RefSeq lists its product as uncharacterized. The transcript has a single exon. Gene Ontology annotation, cellular component: SNARE complex; endomembrane system; membrane. The annotation marks the transcript as partial. NCBI's taxonomy places the organism in Eukaryota, Fungi, Ascomycota, Eurotiomycetes, Onygenales, Arthrodermataceae. The record is from RefSeq and is a predicted model, not a curated record. Gene Ontology annotation, molecular function: SNAP receptor activity; SNARE binding. Gene Ontology annotation, biological process: vesicle-mediated transport; vesicle fusion; intracellular protein transport.
UCCUUCGCGCACCACCCUUCCAAGAAACCACGGCACAUCGGGGGCGCCUGGAGUGAUCAUGCAGAUAGUACGGGAAACUCAGAGGAACGCCGCGGGCUCAUGUCCGGCAGCGGGUUUGAAGAUGAUGGAGACGCCGUUAUAGAGAUGGACUUGCUCCCACCUCGGUGGAUGGAUGUGCAGGACGAAGUAACCGAUUAUCUGCGAGAUAUUGCCCAGAAGUCUGCAAAACUGGAUAAGCUGCAUCAGAAACAUGUCUUACCUGGGUUCGGGGACGAGGAAGUCCGGAGAGAAGAAGAAGAUAUGAUUGAACGAUUGACUCAAGAUAUCACGAGAGGGUUUCACGACUGCCAGAGAUCGAUACAAAGGAUUGAGAUAAUGGCGCGAGAGGCACGAGAACAGGGCUCUGUCAACAAGGGUGAGGAUACCAUGGCCAGGAAUCUACAGAUUUCUCUUGCAGCACGGGUUCAGGAAGCUAGUGCAGGGUUCAGAAAGAAACAAAGCACAUAUCUAAAAAGUGAGUUAGAGACAUUGAAGAUGCAGUGUCUAUUAACUUUUGUCCAUAGUUCAAGGCUAAUGGUGCUUAUUCUCGUGGAAAUAGAGCUGCGAGGCAUAGAUGGAAUGGUUUCACCUCUCGAACGAUCUAGCUCUCCGGUACAAAACCAAUACACGGAUCCAUCCCUAAUAGAAUCUGACGCGGACAAGUCAUAUUCCCAAUCAACUCUCCAGCAAACAGCACAACAGCAAUUGCAAGUCGGCAGUAAUGAUGCCGCAAUUGCCCAGCGGGAACGUGAAAUCAACGAUAUUGCAAAAGGCAUCAUUGAACUCUCGGACAUCUUCCGCGAGUUGCAGACUAUGAUCAUCGACCAGGGUACGAUGCUCGACCGCAUUGACUUCAAUGUCGAACGGAUGGCCCUCGACGUUAAAGGAGCCGAUAAGGAAUUAAAAGUUGUAUGUUUAUAUCCACUACAUUUCUACGAGAACAUCCGAAAACUAAUAGAUCUCCCUAGGCCACAAAUUACCAGAGACGAACCACGAAACGAAAAAUAA